ACGCGAUAAGGAAACUAGAACGGGUUUUCCCUGUCGGGUGACGGCACAUACAUGCGCAGUAGAUCGUCAAGUUGCCCGGAUGUAAUUCGAGAGGUCUCAUAAUUUGGAGUUUGCCUGGACUGACAGAAGAUGUCCUUGGUUGUUCUCUCCCUCCUUGUGGCGCUAAGCAGCUCGGGAUACGCAGCUCCAGCUGCCCAGUGCGCAUGUGCGUCGGUGGACACCGUGAUUGAGCGGACAUACGGGUCCAAGGACAACACUUUUGGAACACUGAGGUCACCCAACUGUCUCCCUUAUCAAGGAGACCAGGCGGCCAUCAAUGACGGUCGCAUAUACGCACAUGUACUUUACCAGGGACAGGGGGCCUGGUUGCUGACAUCUGAUAUCUACAUUAAAAAUUGUCAGGAAUCGUUUGACUGUGUCUGCGCCACGGCUACGGUAGAUGUCUUGACUGGAUAUGGAACCGGAAGUACUACAAUGGCGACCUUGACAUCUGGUCAGUGUGUGACCUUGCAGGGGAAAACCUACAACUCCACAGGCGGGACGUGGGUACAAGUCAGCGUUAACAACAAGAUCGGAUGGAUCAUGAAAGGAAACGUGGUGUUCCAUAAAAACUGUGGAGGACAUGCCAAUCCGGGUUCUCCUGCAGUCCAGCUGCCCGGAUGUCCUCAAAUCAUAACACGCGCAGAAUGGGGGGCACGUGCACCCAGCACCCCACACGUGAAACUCUCCCAUACUCCGUACUACGCCUUCAUCCACCACGGGGCGACUGCAGGUUGUCACACACGAGAAGAAUGUGUCAGGAUGAUACAGAGCUAUCAGAACUACCACAUGGACGGACACGGUUGGUCUGACAUCGGCUACAACUUCGCCAUCGGCGAUGACGGCAACGUGUACGAGGGUCGUGGCUGGGACGCCGUUGGUGCACACACAGGGGGCUGCAAUAGUAAAUCUAUCGGAAUCGCCUUCAUCGGUAAUUUUAACAACCGGGAGCCCAGCGAGGCAGCACUUAACGCCUUGAAGAAGAUGCUAGAGUGCGGCGUGCGUAACGGUAAACUGAGGACGUCGUUCAGGCUGCUAGGUCGCCGAGAUGUGACUCUACGUUACUGGUCGGAAUCUCCCGGAGACAGCCUGUACGCCAUCAUACAGAAAUGGAAGCACUACAACAACACUGACGCUUGUUUAUAAUCUUAUCUUAAAACUUCAGCUUUGAUAUGGCUCGCUUUUUAUGUUAUUUUAUAAAUCAAUGGCACUG
Haliotis rubra (blacklip abalone) is the source of this 1252-nucleotide messenger RNA. RefSeq lists its product as uncharacterized. The transcript is spliced from 8 exons. Gene Ontology annotation, biological process: peptidoglycan catabolic process. The record is from RefSeq and is a predicted model, not a curated record. NCBI's taxonomy places the organism in Eukaryota, Metazoa, Mollusca, Gastropoda, Lepetellida, Haliotidae. Bases 130 to 1185 code for a protein of 351 amino acids. Gene Ontology annotation, molecular function: N-acetylmuramoyl-L-alanine amidase activity; zinc ion binding.